UUUUUAACACACCAGCAAACAGGCUUCCCUGAGAGACAAGUACAGGACAGAGAAAAACUAAAGGGACAGUUAAGCCAUGGACUCCAGACUGAGACUGUUGACCAGCGCAUAGAGAAGGAUAAUCUACAACUUUAUGGAUACAACUGCUCAACUUGACGGAGCAAAUGGGAAUGCUUCUGUGAAAGGAAGGUGAACUCUGCUCUCCCAGGGAGAUUACAAUUUCCCGCUACUGAACAGCUUGACUUCACUUGCAGCUUCAUGGGAAUCUUGCUCGCACAUAGGACCCUGGACUGUACUACUGACAACAGAGUGGUAGCGGACUUUACGUUAUAAAAGUCUACUUUGUAGAACUGGUUUCCAAUUCACUAAACACGAAUACAGAAUAGUGUUGUUACACUUGGCGCACUCCUGGAGAAGGUAAGCGGAGCUUGGGAGAUUUGUCCGCACAAAGGCCUUUUGUCCCCAGCCAGCGUUGGUGGUUGACUAGCAGCAGCUUGGAUAACUGGAUAUGGGGACAUUUUCAUUGGAAAGUCUUAGCCAGAGUUGCUACCUGUUUGGGUUUGCCUCUCUUUCUUCUCAGUUUGUGUGACACUUUGAGCAAGAAUGGAAAAUGCAAGUAAUAAGUCAGAUGGACCAGGGAAGCAGAGCUCCGGUUCUCUCAUGAACGUGUUCAGCAGUUUCUUUGGCCAAGAUAGAUCUGCUUCGGAGUCAGCCUUGCUGACAUCUUUCAAGGACCUGUCGGAGAAUAACUCUCUUCCUGAAGGCGGUCAAACUACUUACAGUAAGAACAAGCUCCAAGAGAGCGAAGAUAUGCUUCAGGAUAAUGUGACUGUUUCCUCUGAUACAGGGCACAGUGCUGAGUCAUUGGAAACCUGCAAGGAGUCUGGCAAAACAGCAUCAGUGGCUUCGGUUGACCUGGAUCUGGUCCAGGUCACUAGGGUGGACACGUAUAGUGACAAUGAGGAUGAGGAGGCAGACUGCAGCAGCAAUCGUAAAUCAGAGAAGCCUGCCAUGACCAAGGAGUCUACCCCACCUGAGGAAGAUAAUAGCAAAGUGGAGCAUAAUGAUGAGCUAAGCGACUCCUCUGAGGAAGAGUACCAAAUGCCUGUGUUUAGAACACACGGAUUAAGGGGAAGAUCCUUCAUAGAAGCUAUGCUUUCUUCCGACAGGUGCGCCAGCAGAACGGACUCUAAUACAGUUCCGCUUUCCGAACAGGACGGAAGCUCUAUGAGUCCCAAAGAGAGCACCAGCAUUGUGUCUUCAGACAUAGAAAUAUCUACUGGAGAUAAAAGUAUACACAAUGUUGGUUCAAAAGAGGAUGAAGAGUUUGUCGGUGUAGAUUGUUCUCUGCCUGUUCCUGCCAUCCUCUCUGGAAAUCUGGCUUUACAGGCCUCAGGAGAUGAUGCUGCAACAACCUCUCCUUUAAAGGAGGACUCAAAUAGUGCAGAAGAGGAGAAGACGGAUGACAAAAUGGCUAAGGCUGAGGAGAAGAUGAAGAAAGAACCUCACUCCAGCAAGGUGUCUUUUUCGGUUUCCUCUAUCCCUAAGGCUUCUGAUGUCAUAGUUCAAUCCUCCUCCAGUUUAGAGGAACAGUCAGAAUCUGCAGGUGAGAAAACUAAAAAACGUUCCUUGUCAUCCACACCUGAAAAGUCCACAGUUGUCACCCAGCCAAGUGCAAAUCCUGCUUCACAGCACACAACUGUUCCAAAGACCCCAGAAACAAAAAACACAUCACCGCCAGCUUCAUCUACCCCAUCCUCCCCAUCCAGGGGCACGGCGCUCUCUUCGCCCUCUUCCUUUCAGAUGCCGGCUCUCUUCAGUGGGCUGCGGGUGCUGAAGAAAGGAGCGUUGGGGGAAGAUAGGGAGUCGGUCUCAGAGAUCAAGCAGAGCGAGAAGGAUGCUGACCUGGCCCUGCUCAGCCUGAAGAAGACGGUAAACAAAGCCAAGCAGUUCCCUGAGCAGAAGACGCCCUCUCCAGUCAGAAAACAUGCAGAGCCUAACGCAGUUGUGGACACGAAAAGCACUGUGAUGGGACAGCUCAGUCACCUGCUCCACCGAGACAACCGCGCUGAGUCCAAAAAGUCAGUCGUGGGGCAGGAGGCUAAUCCUGAACACAGCAGAAAGGAGUCUGAGAAUGGAGAAGAGGUUGUUGAGGAGACAAUUUUAAGCCCAGAAACAUCCACCUCCACACCAGAGAAAAAGAAAACCUCAGACCUGGCCUACGAGACCUUUAGGAACAUCUUUGGUCCAAAAGCUGUCAAAAAGGACAAAGUUGAAGACGUUGAUCUGGAUGCAGUGAGAAAGAAAAUCAAGAAUGACAAAGAAAACCUGAGGUCUAUAUUUGAGAGAGCCUCCAAAUCGCCUGGCAAGGAACUCAGCAGUCCCACAGAGGCUAAUACGGAGAUCACUUCCCCUACAGACAGUGAGGACCGAACACCAGGGCGUCUUCAGGCUGUGUGGCCCCCACCCAAAGCUAAAGAUGAGGAAGAGAAGGUGGGCCUCAAAUACACCGAGGCAGAGCACCAGGCUGCCCUCUUGCAGCUGAAGAGAGAGUGCAAGGAGGAUCUGGAGAGGAUGCAUUCCGACUUUGAGCUCCAAAUGUUCCAACUGCGUGGUGAGCAUGCUGUCACGAUGUCAAUGUUGGAACUAGAAAUCUCUAAGAUGCAAAGAGACAGGGGGUACAGUGCAGGUCAUUUGAGGGGUGAGGUCCGGGACGCUGCUGUGUCCACUUCAGAUGACCUGACAUCCAAGACCUACCGCACCGUCAGCAUCCAGACGGACAGGGAGAGCUUCAUUAAGAGCCCAGAGGGGGAUGGUGGAGGGCUCGUUCAAAGCCCCAACCUGAAUGUGCCAAAAAAACUCAACCUUGACUCUAUCGGUCUGAAUCUAAAACCUGAAGCAGCCCCAGGGCCUUCUGGACCACCCCCACCCCCGCCACCCCCGCCACCUCCUCCCCCUCUCCCACCAGGCUUCUCAGGACCACCACCACCUCCUCCUCCUCCUCCUCCUCCUCCCCCUCCUCCUCCCCCUUUACCAGGCACCACUGGGGCACCGCCACCACCCCCUCCACCACCUCCACUCCCUGGAGGUGGUCCGCCACCGCCACCACCUCCCCCUCCUCCUCCUGGCCUACCUGGAUCUGGCCCACCUCCUCCUCCACCUCCACCAGGCGGAGGCCCGCCACCUCCUCCCCCUAUGGGGGGCUUCAGUUCUGUCCAGAAUAUGGAGAAGGCCCCCAGGAAAGUUGCCGUUGAGCCCGCCUGUCCCAUGAAGCCCCUGUACUGGACCAGGAUACAGAUACAGGACAAUAACAACAACACUCUCUGGGGAUCUCUGGAGGAACCAAAUCUUGUCAACGCCAAUGAGUUCGAGGAUCUUUUCUCCAAGGCCACGCCGCAGCCAAAGAAGAAACCCCUAUCUGACACCUUUGAGAAGAAAGCAAAAACUAAGAAGAUUAUCAAGCUUCUGGAUGGGAAGCGUUCGCAAGCAGUCGGCAUUCUAAUAUCGAGCCUGCAUCUGGAGAUGAAGGACAUUCAGCAAGCUGUGCUUACUGUGGACAACUCUGUGGUGGAUUUGGAGACCAUAGAGGCUUUAUAUGAAAAUAGGGCCACCAGUGAUGAGUUGGUCAAGAUAACAAAACAUUAUGAGAAUUCAAAGGAAGAUGAAGUCAAACUGCUGGACAAACCUGAACAGUUUCUCUAUGAGCUCUCCCAGAUUCCCGACUUUGAGGGCCGAGCCCACUGCAUCAUCUUCCAGGCAGUUUUCCUCGAUACUAUCUCCUCCAUCCAGCGCAAGGUGGAGAUCGUCUCCAAUGUCAGCAAAGAGCUGUUGGAUUGUAACAGCUUGCGGAAAGUGAUGGGUCUUGUUCUGGCCUUUGGGAACUAUAUGAAUGGAGGGAACAGGACAAGAGGUCAGGCUGAUGGCUUCGGACUGGAGAUCCUCCCCAAAUUAAAGGAUGUCAAAAGCAGGGACAAUCGGAUGAACCUGGUGGAUUAUGUUGUUUCGUACUACCUGCGUAACUUUGACAAGGACGCUGGAACAGAUAAGAGUGUGUUCCCUAUGCCUGAGCCUCAGGAGUUCUUCCAGGCUGCUCAGGUUAAGUUUGAAGACCUCACCAAGGACAUGAGGAAGCUGAAAAAAGAUCUGACUGCGUGUGAAAAGAACGUGCAGAAGGUGUCCACUAACUCUUCGGAAGAGAACCUCCAGCCCUUCAAGGAGAAGAUGACCGGAUUUGUCUCUGCUGCUCAAAAGGAGCAUUCAGCUGAGGAGGAAAGACUGGAUUCAGCGCAAAGAAGUUUCCAGGACACAGUGAGCUACUUUGGGGUGAAGCCAAAGUCCGGAGAGAAAGAAGUGGCCCCAAAUUACGUAUUUAUGCUUUGGUACGAGUUUUGCAACGACUUCAAGAACGCUUGGACACGACAAAAUAAGAACAUCUCCAAGGAGAAGUUAAAGGAAGCUCAGGAAAACAUCAAGAAAAUCACAGCAGAGAAGAGAGUGGAAACCAAAAAGAUCAAUGCCAACAGUCUGAAAGAGAGGCUGCGGCAGAAGGAGGCUGGCGUGUCAUCCACCUGAGUAAAAUUACAGCUGAAAAGAAACAAGGAGUGGUAGGAGAAGAUCGCAGAUCCGAAGGCCCGCUUUUUGUGUGUUUUCCACCUGCCUCGACAACAGCGGUCUGCUCUUCACUCUCUCUACAGACUCGCACAAAAACCUUGCCGGGCAACUCCUACUGCUGUUCUCUGUUUACUAACACUCACAGAUCCCCACCCUACCCUCCCCUUUUCUGUCUGCUGUAUGGACAGGAGCUGGGCCUGCAGCGGGGAUGCAUGGCUGCCACAGCCGAAGUGAUGAGAGUCUUAAAGGCCAAAGAUCGAUCUCAUUCCUCCGGCAGGGCGCGACCUCUGAGUGCCCAGCUUGUGAAAGGUCUCAAGGGGUCAGUGUGAUUCACAGCUGACACAUCCAAGAGGUUCCUUCUGGAUCUAUAAGAGCUGAGAAACCAUUUGUUUCCUAAAUGAAGACGUAAGAGAGCAGAGUGAUAACGCUGCUACAUUUUCAAAGACGGUGCUCAUGAAGAGGAAAAUCCCCAUUGACAAACGAGAAAUCUGUGUCUGGAAGCGGUAAAACCGCUAGUGUUCCUAGCUUAUCAUUCCCCAUGGCUCAUUAAAAGUCUUGUAAAUAUGUCAUGUUGUAGAAUCUGCAGGGCCCAUGCAGCAAGAGGAUGAUGAAUGAUCCGCGCCAGGCUUCAUGUGCGGAUUAAGACAUGUUGUGUAUAAAUGUGUGCGCGGACAAAUCGUGGAGGUUUCACUGUAUUGUGUAGCAAUGCACCAGACUGACCUCUCUGGGUGACGGCCAGAGAAGAGGCCCUCAAACACACACACACACACACACACACACACACAGAUGUACUUAAAAACAUCAGAAGGAAACAACACACUCUGGCCGUUCACCCACUCUCAUCGCGGAUAUUAAAUAUAAAUUGUUAGUCCUCCAUUGAGUGUCAGCGCACCUUUAAGCACUUUACUGCUUGCUGUAGCUGUAUGUCGUAGCUCGCUAUUAUCCACACUCCCCUGGUUAUGCUAACUGCGUGCAUUUUUUAGAUGUCUUGCACUUUUUUUGCACCUCUUUUCCUAUGCAAGGGUACGCUUUCCUUGUUGGAAUUUUUAUGAAUUUUACUGCUUUAUGAAUUAAACAUGUUAGAUUUUUUUUUUUCUGAGAAAGUCUAUUAAAGUGUAUGUUUUGUUAUCUGAAAUGUAAGAUGUAACCAUACUCCUGUCAUUCAAGAAAAGUCUAUUUAUGUAAGGAAAGAUUUAUUUUCUGCCAAAAAGCAUCAGCGUUGGUCCCUUUGAGGCUGUAUUUUUAUGAGUUGUAAUUGACUUAGAAGCUGCGUGGUUAAAUCCGAUGAAAGAUAUAUUUUCACAUAGAUAUUGUGCCCGCGAUGAUUUGUUGAAUGUUGUUGAAGAUUUGCCUUUUCUCUUUAGUUUUGGAGAGAUGAGGGGUGUAUUUUUGGGAAUUGAGAACAUUUUAAUAUAUCACCUACAGCCAUUCGAGUUGCUAUACCUCAGACAGACUUCUAUUAUCAGAGAAUCCAUAAAAUUGCACCUUGAAUUACUUUUUUUUACCCUCCAAAGUCUUUCACCUGUGCCAUUUAUUUCGUAAAAAGAUCAAUAUUUAAGGAACUGCUAUGUUUUACUUCAGAGGGUUUGACAACUAAAAAAGGCUGAUACUGAUAAAGGAACUGCUGUAGCCUCUACUCUAUGUAUGUAACCCUCAGUAGCUCUCAUGUAGGUGCUCUGUAAUUUUAUGGAAUUGUUUUAAAUUUCGAGAAUAAAGUACUGGAUGCCGAACAAA
Eleginops maclovinus (Patagonian blennie) is the source of this 6345-nucleotide messenger RNA. RefSeq names its product formin-like. The record is from RefSeq and is a predicted model, not a curated record. Gene Ontology annotation, biological process: actin nucleation. Gene Ontology annotation, cellular component: nucleus; endoplasmic reticulum membrane; cytoplasm. Bases 604 to 4572 code for a protein of 1322 amino acids. NCBI's taxonomy places the organism in Eukaryota, Metazoa, Chordata, Actinopteri, Perciformes, Eleginopidae. Gene Ontology annotation, molecular function: microtubule binding. The transcript is spliced from 17 exons.